CCUCUCCUAUUUCCAUCCACUCUUACUCUCCUUUAUACUCACUCACUCGCAUUACAUUGAUAUUACACACAGACCAAGUUUUUUAUUACACACGGAUCUCUUCUUUGUACCAGAGAUUCACCACCCAAAGAGCAGUCACCACUAACAACACACUGCUCUUGCCAUCAAGAGCCUGCUGCACCUCCUCUCACCACCACGAUGACGACGACGACGGCGACGGUGAUAACUCCAGGACGAUGAUAACCACUCCCCCCGUCAUCCCGUAGGUGUGGCAGCAGGAUACCAUGAGCAAGACCCCUUCGCACCUGGUCUCCGUCCCCGCUGGGAAAGUCUGCUUCUCUCCGCCCUGAAAACAAGAGUGAAAGUUGAUAAACCAAAGACUCACCAACCACGAACCGAAUAGAGUAAUUAUACAAGUAUUUUAUUAAGAAACAGUGCAAGUUUUAGUGUGUGUUUGACAUGGAGUGGGUGGGGUGGUCGAAAAGUGUGGGUGAAAGUGGAUAGGAAAAAAAAUUGACUCGAGGAUCUCAUUUUGCCAGGUUUUUCCCCCAUGACGAUGGACAUCUCGAGUGGUGGAGGCGGACUGCCUCCAUCCGAAGGGGGUGUGGUAGUUAGUAGUGCUGGUGGGAGUGGAAGUGGUGGUGGUGGGGGUAAUAAUGAUUGGGGUUCGUUGGACCACAUCCUGCCCACGCUGGACUUUAUGGGGGCGAGCAGUAUAAGCAGUGGUCAUCAUGGGAGCAGUGGGAGCAGUUCGAGUAAUUCGUCGACAUCUUCGUCAUCCAAGAGGAGGACGGAUCAUCGCUAUGAUUCGAGUGAAAGUUCAGACAGUGGUGUGGCGACGCUGAGUCCUUCUUCGACCACUUCGGGGGACACGGCGCCCUAUUCGCCCUCUGCGGAUUCAUCCUCCUCCUCUUCCGACUGCUCCUCUUCACCCGAUGCACCCUCUCCUCCACGCCUUGUCCCCAUUUUUAAGAAAAAACAACCCCCGUCCCCUUCCUUGCCGACGUCCACGUCCAUCAUGACAGCCGUGUCCGCCGUCUCUGCUGUUCUUGCUGCCGCAGACCACAAGCAGCGUCGACCCUCCGUCUACACGCCAAAUACCUCCUACAGCAAACAACAACAAAGCAAGCCAUCCCCCACGCCACCCUCUUCCUCCUCAACUAGUACAACUACCUCGUCAACUAAGCCAUCUAGUGGUGGUGUCGGUAAGGACUUUCUCGCCGUCGCCCUCUCCUUCCACGCUGCCCAGCAGGAAGAAAAGGCCUCAAAACAACAGCAGCUCAACAAUAACAACAACAACGCUUUAACACUCAACAAAAACGCAGCUCCUCACCUCAGCCCCCAACCGGCAGUUGCCCCCACUCAAGAAGAUCUCAAUAAAUCGGCCGUGCCCACCAAGAAGGCGAGAUUGGAUAGUGGCACUACCAAUACCACGCCAAAACCGCUGAUAAGCCCCACCAGUAAAUCGAGUAGUAGCAAACAACAGACCACCAUGCCGACCACGACCACUCCUGGGAACAACAAGAAAGUGUUCACCAUGACGAUUCCCACCGCACUUCAACAACUUUCCUCCACGCUGAAAAAGGCGAAGCGGAAGUUGGCCGAGGCAGAGAAGGAGGAUGAACCCGACGUGAAAAUAUUGGGGGUGGAAGUCGUCUCCUUAUCGUCGUCUUCCGUUGAAGCCACGGCCGUCCUGGGAGGACGUGUCUGCUCGGUGGCAGAGUCGCUAAAAGUGGCCACGACCAGUGUUUCGAGUAGUAUUCUCAUCCCGGGAGGAGUCGUGCCGAAGGGGGAGAUUGUCGAUAUGUGUCUGUGGAGGGGUUGUUGUGCGGAGGUGGGGUACAAUUUGUUGGAGCAUAUCCAGACGGUGCAUGUCGGGAGUCAAAGCAAGGGCGAAGUGGGGUUCGUCUGCUUGUGGGAAGGGUGCAAAGUGUUUAACCGGAAGUCGUCGUCUCGCUCAUGGCUGGAGCGUCACGUCCUCUACCAUUCUGGCAACAAGCCCUUCAAGUGUAUCUUCCCCGGCUGUGGACAGUCCUUCGGGGUUCAAGGGGCCCUUGAGAGGCACGUCAAUAGUCACAUGGCCUCCAACUGUGGAGGCGCACUCUCACUCGCGGCCGCCAAUCGCAACAAAAUCGACGCCAACAGCCCGUUCAAGGGAGUCGGGAGGAGGAAGAAGCAGCGCUGCAGGAAGCAGAGACUCAAUCUUGGUCAACACGUCGACUACUUUGAUAAGCGUGUCAUGGAGCUGAUAAAACAUCGUCUCGCUUCAUCCAUCAGUUCUCACACGACGUCGGCGCAUCACUGCACUUUUAGGGGACAGGUCCUUGCUAAGCGGAGAGUGGCCGGGGAAGAGGCACAACUGCUCGUUCAGUGGUUUCCAGCCUCAAUAAUUCCCGACGAGUGGGUCCCCCUGAAAGAGUUUCAUCCCGAAAAGACUGUCCCACUCACCUCCCUCCCAAAAGAUAAGCUUCCCCUCGUCUUCCCUUCCCUCUUCCCCACCCAACACAUCGCAACGGACAAAGCACGCCGCAAGUGGUGCCCUUCCUCUUCCUCUUCCCUCGACAACGGUGACGACGACGAGGAAAACGAAGACAGCGAUGAAAAGGUCACAAAAACCACAGCGUCGCUCUUACUCCUACCAGACGAAGAAGUAAAUAGCAGCGUCAAAACGUCCCCUUCUUCUUCCUCCUCCUCGGGUAGCAGUAGUAGUUUAAUUAGCAGCAACAGCAGCACUAGCCAACAAAAGGUCUCUUCAAAACACAAUAAUAAAACAGCAGCAGCAGUUUCGUCUUCAUCGUCAUCAUCUCCAUCCCUCUGUUCGGACGAGGAUGGGGACGAAGAUGGCGACGACUGGGCACUGGACGCCCUCCUGGACAAUUUGUUCCUCACCACGGUGUCCUCUUCCUCGCCUCCGUCGUCGUGACGAUAGAAAGGAUACAAGCUUAAAGUCCUCCUCUCUCCGUGUGUGUGUUCAUGUCAACGUGUCGCCCUCCAGAAACGUGGGGAUGACGUUAAUCCAAAAAUCGAGGAUACAAAAACUGCCCUAAACACAUUUAGAGUAGUAGAACUUGUGACUUUAUUAUUUACGAGGGAUACACACAAUUAUGAUGAUAUUGUGCCAGAACAAGGCUGCCUCUCAGGUUUUACACAGGAACAAUAAUGCAAUUUGAUUUCCUUAUUUAUUAUGGUUGUUAAUUAGGGUAGUAAUUUGAUAAUGAGUAUGAGAGUCAACUCAUCAUCGGCAUCAAUCGCUCCCGUGUCUGUAGAUAUGUAGUAGUCGUACAAAAAAUAGUAGCCGUAGUUGGUUCGUACGUUCGUUAUCGUGUGAUUAGUUUGUCGUCGCGCAGGAGGAGAAGAAUGUUUUUACAACUGUAACUACUUUUACAUAUUCUCGCUCUCUCUCCUCUUUUUCGGAGGGGGCAUAGCAUCGUCGUCGCAUUUAUGUAAUUCCUUCGGCCUGGAGUGGAUAGGUAGACGAGACACAAAACGCAUUAUUUUAUAGGGUAUACAAGAAAUCGAAGGGGCUAUCAUCAUCACAUAUUUACUGGAUAAGUACAUAGUUAGUUAGGCAGGUAGUAAGUGGAUAAGUCUAGGUUUGUGGGGUGUGUUCAGCUUUUCGGGUCGUUUGUUACUUUUUCCGAGUGUUUAAAGUCAGGGUGGCACUUAAAAUGAAAACCCUACAAGCCAAGCCAGUCACUGCCAGACUCUAGUAGGAAAAAACUACUCUGAUUGAAAAAGAAAGGGUUAGUUAGUUAAUUAGUUGAUUAAUUAAUUAAUUAAUUAUUGGAAGAGGCGACAAGUACUAAAAUUAUAAUUAUUGGAUAUUUAACUUGGAAAAAGUCUCUAUGUGUAUUGGGGACGGAAUCAAGACUUGAGUAUUUUUCUGAAAUCAGAGACCUCGCUUAUCUUAUUAAGUCCUCCCCGACCGACGGACGGAUGGACGGACAUAUAAAUUGAUGAUCUAUUUAUAAAUAACCUAACCAUCAGACGUGAUAAGUUGCUAUUACCACUCUAUCUAUGCACUUUUUAAGACUUUAAUUAACUAAUUAUGCCAUAAUUCGUUGAUGGGAAAGUGAGACAAGACAGGUUUUCUCUGGUCGGAAGAAGCAGAAUCGAGACAAAAAGAAAAACUACAAACAGGGUUAUUAUGAAGUAUGCAUUUGCUUAUCUACUCUUCCUUAUCAUAGAUACGUACGAUUCCGAUUUUAUUAUUUAUUUAAUAUGGGUAUCUCAUCAUCAUUAUAUCAUGAUCGUCAUCAGCAUCACUGCCGGCCAAAUUUGUAUAACGGGCUAAUUGUUGUUUUUAUAUAUAGAAAUAUUUAAUUAUUUAAUUUUAUUCCACACACAAAACAAAACCCAACGACGCUUUCAUUACGUUUUAAUUAAUUAAUUUAAUAUUUUUAAACUGUUGAGCAUUAUCUGCAUACUCGUUUUUUUGUAUGAACAACAACAACAUCAACUCACCGUUAAGAAACAACACUUAUUAAUUUUUAUUUAUUUUACAAGACUAAAAUAACAAAAAUUCUUGUUAUUAUUUUAAUCAUUAUUUAUUAUUGAAUAAUAUUUAUUGCUCAUAAUCAUCACCAUCAUUAUAAAAAAAAUGUUCAAUUAAUCGAUUUUGACUCAAUCGACUACUAUCAACAUCGCAGAAAAAAAACAAACAAAUUGGCGUUGACAAAAAACAAAACGAUUUUUAACGAACGUGCAGAUCCAAUCUAAAUGUGUUCAAUCAUGAGCUCUUAUUAAUCUUAGAGAAACUUUUACCUUAUACAUUUUACUUUUAAAAAAUGGGGAAGAUAAAUUCUUGUCUGUUUUAAAAAUUCUUUCAAGUCUUGUGUAUGUACGUAGUACUUUUUUAGUUGGUUGAUGAUGAUAAUUCUCAGAUCCUCGAGGAGUCGUUUACAUUUUUAUACGAAAAAAUAAACCACUAAAUUAUUAAACUCCUUUAACUGAAUGAAACCCUUAAAUUACAAACGAGCAAUUAUUUAUUACUUGUUAUAAUUUAUGUACGUGAUAAAAAAAAAUGUCCGAAAAAACAAUUCCGAUUCAAUCCAAAAAUGAAGAACAAGAAGACUAGAAAAAUCUCGCGAAGAAAAAAACCCAGAAUGAAAAAUAACAAUAACAAAACGUAUGCAAUUACUUGGUAACAAAACUAAUUAAGAAAUUAGAGGAUAAAGAAAUUUUUUAGCUUUAUUAAGAAAAAUCAAUCGGUAUUAAAUACAUAUUUAUUAUUCGAGGCGAAUUAAUUAUACGGAGAGAAAAACCAACCUAAAAUCAUGAAGUUUUGGGUGUUAAAUAAAUUUUUAAAAUUUAACAGACAAAA
Folsomia candida is the source of this 5323-nucleotide messenger RNA. Its product is annotated as zinc finger protein jing homolog. Gene Ontology annotation, biological process: regulation of transcription by RNA polymerase II. Gene Ontology annotation, cellular component: ESC/E(Z) complex. The transcript has 7 exons. The record is from RefSeq and is a predicted model, not a curated record. NCBI's taxonomy places the organism in Eukaryota, Metazoa, Arthropoda, Collembola, Entomobryomorpha, Isotomidae. Bases 551 to 2923 code for a protein of 790 amino acids.